This is a messenger RNA of Dentiscutata heterogama, 418 nucleotides long. Lineage: Eukaryota; Fungi; Glomeromycota; Glomeromycetes; Diversisporales; Gigasporaceae. The record is from the annotation of a GenBank genome assembly.
GCAAAGUAGACACAGUGCUAAACGAAUCUCCUCAGAUGACGAUAUUGAUGGAGAUAAUGAUUUAUUGUUAGGACAGCAAGCAAUUUUCACCGAACAAUCUGGUCUUAAUAUGAUCAGUGAUUUCCAGGGUGUCUUAUCACACAAUCAAUGUAUUUUUAACACUAACGGAGACGAGGUUAAUUUCACUGAUGCCGUACCUUAUAUAAGAACAUCAGCACAUCCUAUGGAAGAUGUAACAUCUAUAGUAUUUUGGCAUAAAGAAAAUGCUGUGUCGGUUCAGAACCAACCUCUUGAAACUAGAAAAUGUCUUAUGAUUGGUAUUAAUGUUAAUGAAGCAUUAAAUACCAAUGAUAAUUUUGAUAUAACAUUAGAUAUAUAUUGGAAUGUCUUAUGUGGCCUAAAUGCAUUAGAAGUGAUG